UAUCAUGGCGUCUCCCAGUGGGAAGGGAGCCCGGGCGCCGGAGGCUCCUGGCUGCGGGCCCCGGCCGGCCGCCGGGGACCUGGUGGACUCGGUGGACGACGCCGAGGGUCUGUACGUGGCGGUCGAGCGGUGUCCGCUGUGCAACACCACCCGCCGGCGGCUGACCUGCGCCAAGUGCGUCCAGAACGGCGACUUCGUCUACUUCGACGGCCGCGACCGGGAGAGGUUUAUAGACAAGAAGGAACGGUUAAGCCAACUUAAGAGCAAACAAGAAGAAUUUCAGAAAGAGGUAUUAAAAGCUAUGGAAGGAAAAUGGAUAACAGAUCAGUUGAGAUGGAAAAUAAUGUCCUGCAAGAUGAGGAUUGAACAGUUGAAACAAACAAUAUGUAAAGGAAAUGAAGAAAUGAAGAAAAAUUCUGAAGGUCUUCUCAAAACCAAGGAAAAGAACCAAAAGCUUUAUACUCGAGCACAACGGCAUCAAGAGAAAAAGGAGAAGAUUCAGAGGCACAAUCGAAAACUUGGUGACCUAGUAGAAAAAAAGACCAUCGAUUUAAAAAGUCAUUAUGAGCGCCUGGCAAAUCUUCGGCGAUCGCAUAUAUUAGAGCUCACGUCUGUCAUUUUUCCAAUCGAGGAAGUAAAGACUGGUGCGAGAGAUCCCGCAGAUGUGUCUUCAGAGAGUGACAGUGCCAUGACCUCCAGCACCGUGAGCAAGCUUGCUGAAGCCCGGAGGACGACCUACCACUCUGGGAGAUGGGUCUGUGAUGACCACAAUGGGGACACCAGCAUUAGCAUCACAGGGCCUUGGAUUAGCCUGCCCAACAACGGGGACUACUCUGCCUACUAUAAUUGGGUGGAAGAGAAGAAAACCACGCAGGGGCCUGACAUGGAACAUAACAACCCUGCUUACACGAUCAGUGCUGCGUUGUGCUAUGCGACUCAGCUGGCCAACAUUUUGUCUCAUAUACUCGACAUAAAUCUUCCCAAAAAGCUGUGCAACAGUGAAUUUUGUGGGGAAAAUCUCAGCAGACAGAAAUUUACUCGAGCAGUAAAGAAACUGAAUGCAAAUAUUCUUUACCUGUGCUUUUCUCAGCAUGUAAAUUUAGAUCAAUUACAACCACUGCAUACCCUCAGGAAUUUAAUGUACCUGGUCAGCCCGAAUUCUGAACACCUAGGCAGGUCGGGACCCUUUGAAGUUCGAGCGGACCUCGAGGAGUCCAUGGAGUUUGUGGAUCCCGGAGUUGCUGGAGAGUCAGAUGAGAGUGGAGACGAGCACAUAAGUGACGAGGAGACUGACCUGGGAACAGACUGGGAGAACUUGCCAAGCCCCCGGUUCUGUGAUAUCCCUUCCCAGCCCGUGGAAGUCUCGCAGAGCCAGAGCACCCAGACAUCCCCGCCCAUCGCCAGCAGCAGCGCCGGCGGGAUGAUCUCCUCCGCUGCAGCCUCGGUGACCUCCUGGCUUAAAGCUUACACUGGACACCGUUAAUGAGCAUGGAUCAAAACAUGCCAGAUUUGCAUCAGGAAAGUACACUAGUAAACUUUAUGUAUGUAGGUAAGGUCAUGCCUGCAACAAAGAGGUUUUAAACUGUUUUGUUUUUUUUUAAGCAGGGAGACAAACAUUUCUGUUUGUCAAAUGGCCAAUGUUGGUGACCGACAUGCUUAGGAUAAUUAAUAGAACAGAGGGGUCAAAAGGUCCUUCUACCCUGACUAGUGUCGGUGGGAGAGGACCAGCGCACGAGGCCAGCUCUGUCAAGGCAGAAACUCAUUGGGGCUCCCUCUGAUUACAGGCCGGAGGAGCCGCAGACACAGGCUGACAUGUCGGUCCUGGCGAUGCUGAGACUAUUCCUGAACACUUUACGUUUUAGAGAUUGAAUCACAGGGAAGUGACUCUUGAUGAUUAGGACUUGAAAGAUUAAAAACUGUGUAACAUUAGUUUUUAUGCGAUCAUUUUUGUACAGAGAACCAGCAGGCAACUUGAAAUACUUGAUUUCUUUAUAAUUUGGUCAUGUCUGGGUCAUGUUUAGGUCAAGGAUUUCGGUUUGUUUGGAAGGGGUGGUGUUUUUUGGAGGGAGGGGGAUGGGUAGUUUAAAAAUUAUUUCACUUGUGCUGCUCUGUCGUAGCUUGUCAGACAUUCCUGUUUUUCUUUCUCCCCACACACCAAAGAAACUAAGCUUUUCUUUAGGACCCACAUCGAUGAACAGAAGAAAUUCUAGCUGCAAUAAUGUCCUAGAGAUUUUAAACCUAUUUCUUAUAUUCUGAGUGGAAUUAAGUUCAUCCUUACCUAGAUUAUUGAAUUCCUACCAUUUACACUAUGUGCAUUUUGAAAUGGAACUUAUUUUCUAUGAGUCAAAGAUUAAAGUUGUUAAGAUCGUUUGCUAGUGUAAGCCUGCUUAGGCACCGGUUAAAAGCCACUUAAUUAAGUGGCCUUUGGUAUUCUGGUGUCCAGUUUCUUUCUAAGGGAUUUAGUAGAUGGCAGGUUUUUCCAGGGAAAUCAUCCUGAUUGCUUGUUUCCUAGAGUCUUUGUUGCUUUAAGGACACUACCUUCCCUCGGAAAUGCAGAGCAAAUCGUUAUAGCUGAUACUACGCUUCUCUCCUGGGGAAGCCCUGUGGGAAGAAUUUUCCUCACCAAGAGACCAUUGUCAGCUAAGUGUCUUGUUGUUCUUUUAGUGACAAUCUUAGAAGAAAAUCAUAGAGGCAUUAUGUACAAAUAUGUAAGUAGUUUAUUUUUAAUAACUGCAAAAAUAUCCUAUGUAACACCUACAAAAAGAAAUCCUAUGAAAAAAUUCCUAACAGGCAUUAUUACCAUAUCUUAUUAGUGUGGUUAGCAUGAUAGUACCUCAGAUAAAUCAUUUGGGGGGUUGCCCUGCCCUAGCUUCUUUUCUCAUUUUAAUUAUUAGAGAUGAUACUUUGCCUCUAAACCCGAGGUGCUAUAUAUAGCUUUUGCUAUUGGUAUAUUAGUGUUUGCUACAGUUUUGGGUAGAGUUGCAGAAGGGUGUUUAUUCCUAUCCAGGAGUCCCAAAUUCCCUGACUAUGAAUUUUCCACUUUGGGAGGACACGGGCUAUGAUUUAACUGCUCAGCUUUGUUGCUGGGCUUGCGCUGUACCAUCCGAGCCUGUAAUUCAUGGAGUGGUAGACUUGAACAAACACUAAGUGAUCUUCAAAUCCCAUGAGAUGAGUUAUCUAGGUAUUUCCAGCCCUCAGAAAGAAGAGUUAAUCUCAAGAGUUGAAAGGCUGGGAUUUGGGGCUUGAGACAACAGCCGUGGUUUUUCUCAAGUAACCCUCUUAUGAAACCAUGCGUGUGAGAUGAAGCUAAAGAACAGAAUCCAGAGGUCACAAACUCAUAACUAGAGUAUUCAACAAACCCUGCAAGAAUAUGGGAAACUUAGGGAUUGAUAGGGUAUAUUUUGUUGUUAUCAACUAGAGGCACUUUACUUGGGGUUAAAUGAUCAAACCCGUAGUGGUUAUGAAUACCAACAUACUGGCUUACGCUGCUGAGGUAUUUUGGUUUUCAUUCUUUUGCACUGGAUCCACCCUGUAAAUAUUCUUAAGUAUACAUUUCAACCACUGUUUUUUCUACUCUCUUUGCUGCUCAUUAAAAUCUUUCAUGUAGGUGCCAGAACCAUAUGUAAACAGCUUUUUGAAAAAAAUUGAAGCUGGUUUUUAUUUUUAAACAAAAAGCCAUAGAACUUGGUCUUUUUUUCCAUAUUAAAAUGAUUUGUUGAAACAAAGUAAUACUAAUAAAAACCCAGAGGCACCAAUAGGCUGCUUAAAUGGUCUGUUAAAGACUUUUUAGUAAUGGAGUAUGACUAAGAAAAGUUUUGCACAUCUGUAAAUUAAGAUGAAAAAUAUGUCAGCAUCGGGUGUAGCAGACAGGAUGCAUUUAAGGAUUUGAGUGGUGGUGA
This is a messenger RNA of Miniopterus natalensis, 3899 nucleotides long. It is a transcript of the gene ATG14, whose product is annotated as autophagy related 14. The record is from RefSeq and is a predicted model, not a curated record. Gene Ontology annotation, cellular component: extrinsic component of phagophore assembly site membrane; extrinsic component of omegasome membrane; autophagosome. Gene Ontology annotation, biological process: autophagosome assembly; autophagosome membrane docking; mitophagy. Gene Ontology annotation, molecular function: phosphatidylinositol 3-kinase regulator activity; protein-membrane adaptor activity. NCBI's taxonomy places the organism in Eukaryota, Metazoa, Chordata, Mammalia, Chiroptera, Miniopteridae.